AUCCAAUAGAAACAGGUGAAUGACUUAUGGGUAAGGAAGUUUCUUAUCUCUCACUCUCUCCGUGCCCUCUUUUUUUCAAAGCUUAUAUAUCGGAGACGCCAGGAUUCGAAGCGAGAGUACUAAACAGCAUCACAUUCAAUGCUCCUGCACUCCACCUUAAAAGAUCCCUGCAUUCUCCAUACAAUUCAACAAUUGCCACUAUUAUUACGGUGAUUCACUUAGUUACCGAGUUUUACAAUCACUUACACAUCUUGUCUAUUUUAGUCUCAUUUAUUUUUUAAGCUUAUGUAUUGACAUUGAUCCAUUAAUUGUCGAUAACGUUAUCAUUUAAUUGGUCAAUUUCAUAUUUCAUAUCGACACAUAGUUUAUUCAUUAUGGUAUCUCCCACUACUUCACUAUCUACUAGUAAACCUACUCCUAUUCCUAAUUCAAAUAAAUCCAAUUCUUAUCCUAAUGGAGAAUCUCAACCAGAAUUAAGUUUAAGUUCAAGUCUAGAUUAUGAUACUGGAGUAUCUAAUGGGGAUGUUGAUUGGUUAUUUCGAGGUAAAUCCAAGAAAUUAACUAAGAAGAUGAAUACUACUACACAACCUACUGAUUCUACUAAUACUAAUACUAAUACUAAAGAUCAUGACACUUCAGCUCCUGCGUCUCCUAAACAAUCGAGAACAUUGAGUACGACUACUUCCAAUUUGGAUACUACAUCUACAUCUACAUCUACCCCCACUACCCCUACUACCAGUAAUACUACCACCACUGCUACCAAUACCACUUCAACUCCUACUACUACUACUACUGCUGCCUCAACAUUAUCGAAAUUCAAAUUCGGUAGAUCAAGAUCAAGCUCUGCUUCGGUGGCACAACCACAAGUUCAACAUAUCCAGAAUUUAGACGAUUCCUCCAAAAGAAGAGGUAGUCUUAAUAUUCUUACAUCUGCUGCUACUGAUUUAGCUGUUAAUAAUUCAAAUGAUUUAUCAUCAUUGCCAUCAUCUUCUACUCCUUCCACCGUAACUAAAGUAGAAUCUUCCAGUCCUAAUGUAUCAAGAAGUAAUUCAGGUAAGUCAAGAUCACUUUUCAGUUCACUUUCAUCUAAAUUUAAAUCUUCAACUUCAACUUCUUCAAAUACUACUUCUCCUAAUAUAUCAGCUACUUCAACUGCUUCAAAUUUAUCUCCUUCAUUACCUGAUAGUGGGAAUUCUAGUGCUGCAAGUAGUGCUAAUAUUUCUCCUGUGGUAUCUCAACAACCAGGUCCUUCUAAAUUAUCAUUAAAUACUCCAAGUGUUAAUAUUCCAUUAAAUCCUAAUCAAGAAACCCUAGUUAAUAAACCUCCUGCUGGGGGAGGUAUAGUGACAAUUCCUAAACGUAGAACAUCUUCAUUAAGUUCAAUGUUAUCAUCUUCACCUAGUGAUAUUUCCAAUAGUUUAAUAGGACUUUCAAGUUCCAAUACUACUUCUCAAUCACCCAUUGAAUCAGGAAAAUUCUUUGGAAGAAGAAGAUCUUCAGCAGCUCAAACUGUAGUGGAUAAAAAGACCAUUGCAUCUACAACUACUCCAGCAAGAAUUGUUCUUAAUAAAAAUCCUAAUCGAGAACAAGUCCCACUUAAAGAAUUAUCUGGAGUUAAGUUACGUCGAGUUACAUUUGCUCUUGAUAAGUUGGUAUAUGAUCCUCAACAACAAAUUCCUUCUAGACGUCCAAAAAAGGGGAAUGUAUUAAUUCCUCAAGAUAUUACUGCUCCACCUCCAAGAUUAUCUCAAGGUAUAUCAUUAAAUGAUGGUACUUCGACUUCAGUUCCAGUCAAUACUAAUCCUCAAUAUUCAGAAAAGGAGAUUGCCCUUGCGUUAGAAGCUCAACGUCGAGCCUUAGUAGAAGCUGAGAAACAUGCACAAGAAGCUCAUCUAACAGCUAAACGUUUAGCAACUGAAGUAGGGAGUUAUAAACCACUUAAGAUUACUAUUUCUGGUGGUAAACGAUUCACUCCUAAUCUUAUUCGUGAAGCAGAUGAAUAUGAGAAUGCCAUUGAAGAUGAUGAUAAUGACAAUGACAAUGAAAAUGACAAUGACAAUGAUAAUGACAAUGAUAAUGAUGAAGAAGUAGUGGAUACACAUUUCCAAAAAUUCGAAAUUGAUAUGCCCUUACAUGUUCAUGAGAAUCAUUUUGAAGAUGAAGAACAACCCAUAAGUCUAGAUGAUAUAUCACUUGAAACUAUAUACACCAGAUGUUGUCAUUUACGAGAGAUCUUACCAAUUCCAGCUACUCUUAAACAACUUAAGGGGAAAUCCAAACCAUUACAAGUAUUAAAAUUAUUAAAUCCUAAACCUACAUUAAUUGAUGUAUUAUCAUUUAGUGAUUUUAUUGCUAUAACUCCUAUAAAUACCGUGAUUUUUGAUAAUGUAACUAUGACAACAGAGAUGUUAAAACAUUUUUUAUCAUCACUAGUUCAUAAUAAAUCACUUGAAAAAUUAUCCUUAAGGAAUGUAGCCAUUGAUGAACUUGGUUGGAAAUAUUUAUGUAAAUUUUUAUCGAGAAAUUCUACUAUUAAGAAGUUAGAUAUUUCUCAACAACGGAUUAAAAGUGAUACUAAAUCUAAUUUAAUUCGGGCUAAUAUGAAUUGGGGAUUAUUUAUUCAAUCUCUUAUACUUCGAAAGGGAAUUGAAGAAUUAGUUAUUAAUGGGUGCAAAUUAUCUGAUGAAAUCUUUAAAGAAUUAAUUGAAAAUGCAGUAAAGAUAUCUACUUAUAGAUUAGGAGUAGCAUCAAUGGAAUUAAAUAUCUUUAAAUCCCAAAUUGUGGCGAAUUGGAUUAGUGAACCUGAUUCAAAAUGUGUUGGAGUUGAUGUUGCAUUUAAUGAUUUAAGUCAAGGACAAUUAAAACCAUUAAUUAAUGCAUUAAAUAAAUUAGCCACCACAAAUCAUUCUAAAUUAUUAUUCUUUUCUUUACAUUCAACUCAUUUAACUAAUAUAGAUGAAACAGCAGAACUUUUAAAGGCUUUAGUUAAUGUUAAAACUUUAAGAUUCUUAGAUUUAAGUUCUUUACCAGAUUUAUUUCCAGGAAUAAUUUCAAAAUUAAAUAAGAUUUUACCUCAAUUUGAAAAUCUUAGACGAAUUCAUUUUGAUUUAAAUGAUUUAACUCCUCGAGCUAUUGGAGCUAUUUCUGAAAUUAUUCCAAAAAUGAAAUCUUUAGUCCAUCUUUCAUUACUUGGAAAUCGUUCAUUAAAUCAUUCAUCUGCGGCUACUUUAUAUGCAGCUGUUAAGGCAUCAACCACUAUAUUUACAUUAGAUUUAGAUUAUGAUUUAGUUGAUGAUGAUUUAUCUCAACGUAUAGCUUUUUAUCUUAUGAGAAAUAUGGAUAGAACUUUAAAACCAGAACUUGGAAAGGAUAAUAAACCUCAAGAUGAAAAGGAAGAAGAUUUAAUAUUUGAUGGAACUUUAUUAAUGCAAACAGCUGAAAAAUUAUUAAGAGAAAGUGAUAAUGGGAAUGGAGAAGGAGAACCUGAUAAAGAAGAUCCAAAAAUUCAAAGAAUUGUAACUAAUGCCUUGAUUGAAAGAACUCGAGCAGUUAGAAAGGAUAUUCAUAAAGUUAUAGAUACAUUAUUUGAAAAGAGAAAUCAAGGUACAAUAUCUUUUGAAGGUAAAGAAAAUUUAUUAAGAUUUUGUUUAUUAGAUUCAGCAUUAGAAAAAUUAGUUAAUAUGUUUGAAGAAAGAUCUAAAUGUAAUAAUACAUUUCAAGAUGUAUUAACUCCUUCACCAUCGGUUGAUGAAAGGAGUGGAUUUGAUUUAAAAGAUCAAUCAUCAAUUAAACCAGAUGCUUCAGGUACUCCAUUGACUCUGAUAUCUUUAGAUAUUACUAAUUCUGGUAGUAGUAAUACUAAUAAUACUAAUACUAACACUAAUAAUAGUAAUAGUAAUAGUAUUAAUACUACUAAUACUAAUAAUGAUAGUAUAGGUAAUAAAGUAUUAUUAUCAUCAUCAGGAAAUAAAUUCUUUCCUCAUGAUACAUUACAUGAAAGUUCAACUGAAAUGAUUACUGCCGGUCCUAUAUUAAGUCCAAGAAAUGCCGAAACUUUGGAUCCAUUUUUAGGUAUAGAUCAAACAUUUCAACCUCAUCAAGUUGUUAUUGAAUCUUCAUCAGAUGGUAAAGAUGUUCCAAUUGAUAAUUUUACUGGAAGACCAAUUCUUAUGAGAUCAAUUAGUCAAACAUCUACUCAUGCUAAAGAACAAGAACAAGAAGAAGGUGAAUUACAUCGAUUUGGAUUCUUUAUGCAACAACAUGAUGAUGAUGAUGAACAAGUCAAUGGAGAGAAUAAACAACCAUUAACAGAAAUACCCACCUUAAAUGUCUUACCAUCAGGUCCUGAAUUAAGAGAUGCUAUUAUGGAAGCUAAAGGAAUUGAAAGUGUUACCGAAUUAAUUAAUAAAAUUAAUAAUAAUUGUGUUAGCAUUGAUAAUAUUUAUAAAUUACCUACUAAGAAAUCAUCAAUUGGAUCAAAUACCACUACUCCAGUAAUUACUACUUCUUCAUCUAAUGAUGAUAAGAAAAAAGAUGGAGGAGUUGGAACUUCAUUAGAUGAUGGGAAACCAAUUAAGAAAUCUUCAAUUACAUCGGCUGAUAAUAAUGAUACUGAUUCAAUCGAUUCAUUUGAUGAUGAAAAUGCCAAUAAUGAUAAUGAAAAUAAUCCGGCUCAACAAGUGAAUGCCGUGGUAGAUGAAGUUUAUGAUAAAUUAUUAAACGAUGCACAAAGAGUUAGGCUGAAUAAACAAGAAUAAGCUUGCAUUUGUAUAUUAUAUAGUAUGUACAUUAUCUUUACAUUAUAUAUAUUAUAUUUACAUUAUAUUUGUUAUACUUAC
Molecule: messenger RNA, 4838 nt
Organism: Scheffersomyces amazonensis
Lineage: Eukaryota; Fungi; Ascomycota; Pichiomycetes; Serinales; Debaryomycetaceae
Gene: LPI9
Product: protein phosphatase regulator
Exons: 1
Coding region: 375-4757 (1460 amino acids)
Source: RefSeq, a predicted model, not a curated record